Messenger RNA from Paramecium octaurelia, 242 nucleotides. NCBI's taxonomy places the organism in Eukaryota, Ciliophora, Oligohymenophorea, Peniculida, Parameciidae. The record is from the annotation of a GenBank genome assembly.
AUGGAUCAAUCAGAACAUGAAGCCAAAGAAAUGCUCAAGCCUUAUUUACAACAAUUAGCUUAAUUGGAGGAGGCUGAUAAAUUGAAGUAAGCGUAGAUAACUGCCUUGCGUUUGGCUAUCGAAUAAUUAAAGUAAUAAGCAUUGGAUCAUCAGAAGAAAUAUGAGGAGGAAUAAAAGAAGGAAGGUACUAAUGUGAAUGAUUAAUAUCUUUAGCAAGGAAGAAGGCAGUGGUUAAGAAAUGA